GAAGUCUGGUGCCACGCACCGGACCGCGGUCCGAGAGCGCGCACGCCGCGUUCUGUCCUUCCUGCCUGCCGCCGUUGCCAUCUCCGCCCGGGGUUGCUGUAGCCACAGCUACCGAUGGUAUAUCUGUUGUCAGUACUGCCCAGCGUAUGCCAGGCUGAUCCAUGGUCACUUUCCGGGAUGGCAGCAAGGUGACUUCAGCUGAGGAUGACCCUGACUGAAAGGCUGCGUGAGAAGAUAUCUCGGGCUUUCUACAACCAUGGGUUGCUCUGUGCAUCCUACCCCAUCCCCAUCAUCCUCUUCACAGGGUUUUGCAUCUUAGCCUGCUGCUACCCACUGCUGAAACUCCCCUUGCCAGGAACGGGACCUGUGGAAUUCACUACUCCUGUGAAGGAUUACUCACCCCCACUUGUGGACUCUGACCGCAAACAAGGAGAACCUAAUGAGCAGCCAGAGUGGUAUGUCGGUGCUCCAGUGGCUUACAUCCAGCAGAUAUUUGUGAAGGCCUCUGUGUUUCCCUGGCACAAGAACCUCCUGGCGGUUGAUGUGUUCCGCUCGCCCUUGUCCCGGGCAUUCCAGCUGGUGGAGGAGAUCCGGAACCAUGUGCUGCGAGACAGCUCUGGGACCAGAAGCCUGGAGGAGGUGUGCUUACAGGUAACUGACCUGCUGCCAGGCCUCAGAAAGCUCCGGAACCUACUCCCAGAACAUGGAUGCUUGCUGCUGUCCCCCGGGAACUUCUGGCAGAAUGACCGGGAACGCUUCCAUGCUGAUCCUGACAUCAUCAGGACCAUUCACCAGCAUGAGCCUAAAACCUUGCAGACUUCAGCCACACUCAAAGACCUGCUGUUUGGUGUUCCUGGGAAGUACAGCGGGGUGAGCCUCUACACCAGGAAGAGGAUGGUCUCAUACACCAUUACAUUGGUCUUCCAGCGCUAUCAUGCCAAGUUCCUGGGUAGCCUGCGUGCCCGCCUGAUGCUUCUGCAUCCCAGCCCCAACUGCAGCCUUCGGGCAGAGAGCCUGGUUCACGUGCACUUCAAGGAGGAGAUUGGUAUCGCCGAACUCAUCCCCCUUGUGACCACCUAUAUCAUCUUGUUUGCGUACAUCUACUUCUCCACACGCAAGAUCGACAUGGUCAAGUCCAAGUGGGGGUUGGCCCUGGCCGCCGUGGUCACGGUGCUCAGCUCACUGCUCAUGUCCGUGGGGCUCUGCACACUCUUCGGCCUGACGCCCACUCUCAAUGGCGGAGAGAUUUUCCCCUACCUUGUGGUGGUUAUUGGGUUAGAGAACGUGUUGGUGCUCACCAAGUCAGUGGUCUCCACCCCAGUGGACCUCGAGGUGAAGCUGCGGAUUGCCCAAGGCCUAAGCAGUGAGAGCUGGUCCAUCAUGAAGAACAUGGCCACGGAAUUGGGCAUCAUCCUCAUUGGCUACUUUACCCUAGUGCCUGCCAUCCAGGAGUUCUGUCUCUUUGCCGUUGUGGGCCUGGUGUCUGACUUCUUCCUUCAGAUGCUGUUUUUCACCACUGUCCUGUCCAUUGACAUUCGUCGGAUGGAGCUAGCGGACCUGAACAAGCGGCUGCCCCCUGAGGCCUGUCUGCCCCCAGCCAAGCCAGUGGGGCGGCCAACACGCUAUGAGCGGCAGCUGGCUGUACGGCCAUCCACACCCCACACCAUCAUGCUGCAACCGUCUUCCUUCCGAAACCUACGGCUCCCCAAGAGGCUGCGUGUCAUCUACUUCCUGGCCCGCACCCGCCUGGCACAGCGCCUCAUUAUGGCUGGCACUGUUGUCUGGAUUGGUAUCCUCGUGUACACAGACCCAGCAGGGCUGCGCACCUACCUCACUGCCCAGGUGACAGAACAGAGCCCACUGGGUGAGGGUGCCCUGGCUCCUAUGCCUGUGCCUAGUGGUGUGCUUCCUGCCAGCCACCCGGACCCUACCUUCUCCAUCUUCCCACCUGAUGCCCCUAAAUUACCUGAGAACCAGACAUUGCCAGGUGAGCCUCCUGAGCAUGGAGGUCUGGCAGAGGGUGUCCAUGACAGCCCAGUCCCAGAGGUAACCUGGGGGCCUGAAGACGAGGAACUUUGGAGGAAAUUGUCCUUCCGCCACUGGCCAACACUCUUCAGCUACUAUAACAUCACACUGGCCAAGAGGUACAUCAGCCUGCUGCCUGUCAUCCCAGUCACGCUGUGAUUGAACCCACGAGAGGCCCUGGAGGGGCGGCAUCCUCAUGACCGCCGCAGUGUCUGGCCUCCACUGGGGCCUGUGCUGGAAGGACGCUGGGAGGCCGGGCCCAAGGGCCCAGGUGGGGCACAGGUGCACGGGGACAUCACACUGUACAAGGUGGCAGCGCUGGGCCUGGCAGCUGGCAUAGUCCUCGUGCUGCUGCUGCUCUGUCUCUACCGCAUUCUCUGCCCGCGCAACUAUGGACAGCCAGGUGGAGGGCCUGGUCGGCGGAGGCGUGGGGAGUUACCCUGUGAUGAUUAUGGCUACACUCCACCCGAAACAGAGAUCGUGCCGCUGGUGCUGCGUGGGCACCUCAUGGACAUUGAGUGCCUGGCCAGUGAUGGCAUGCUGCUGGUGAGCUGUUGCCUCGCAGGCCAUGUGUGCGUAUGGGACGCCCAGACUGGAGACUGCCUCACACGCAUCCCACGCCCAAGCAGGCAGCGUCGGGACAGUGGUGUUGGUAGCGUGUUUGAGGCUCAGGAGAACUGGGAACGGCUGUCAGACGGUGGGAAGGCUGGGCCAGAGGAGUCUGGAGAUAGCCCUCCCCUGCGACACCACCCUGGGGGCCGUGCACCACCUUCUCUCUUCGAGGACCAGCCAGACCUCACCUGCUUAAUAGACACUAACUUCUCAACACAGCUGCCGCCCUCUGAGCCCACUCAGCCUGAGCCCCGGCACCGGGCCGGCUGCGGCCGCACUGCUCGGGAUUCCCUGGGCUAUGACUUCAGCCGUCUGGUGCAGCGGGUGUACCAGGAGGAGGACCUGGUUACUGCUCACACACCAGCCUUGCGCCCACCCUCACCUGGGCCACCGCUGUCCCAAACCCCGGAGGACGAAGGUGGUUCUCCUGAGAAGGGCUGUCCUUCCCUUGCCUGGGCCCCCAGCACAGAUGGUUCCAUCUGGAGCUUGGAGCUUCAGGGCAACCUCAUCGUGGUGGGACGGAGCAGUGGCCGUCUGGAGGUGUGGGAUGCCAUCGAGGGUGUGCUGUGCUGCAGCAGCGAGGAGGUCUCUUCAGGCAUCACAGCCCUUGUCUUCCUGGACAGAAGGGAGGCCGGGCCAAAAUAUAAAAUCCCAGGAACCAGAACCUCAUGCUCAUCCCCUGUCCAGGUGUUCCGUUUGGAGGACUCGUGCUGUCUCUUCACCCUGCAGGGCCACUCGGGGGCCAUCACAACUGUGUACAUUGACCAGACCAUGGUGCUGGCCAGUGGAGGACAAGAUGGGGCCAUCUGCCUGUGGGAUGUGCUGACUGGCAGCCGGGUCAGCCACAUGUUUGCUCACCGUGGGGAUGUCACUUCCCUCACCUGUACCACCUCUUGCGUCAUUAGCAGUGGGCUGGAUGACCUCAUCAGCAUUUGGGACCGCAGCACAGGCAUUAAGUUUUACUCCAUUCAGCAGGACCUGGGCUGUGGUGCGAGCUUAGGUGUCAUUUCAGACAACCUGCUGGUGACUGGUGGCCAGGGCUGUGUCUCCUUCUGGGACCUAAACUACGGGGACCUGUUACAGACAGUCUACCUAGGGAAAAACAGUGAGGCCCAGCCUGCCCGCCAGAUCCUGGUGCUGGACAAUGCUGCCAUUGUCUGCAACUUUGGCAGUGAGCUCAGCCUGGUGUACGUACCCUCUGUGCUAGAGAAGCUGGACUGAGGGUGGGCAGCAGCAGAGAUCUCGCUGGCUGUACCACAGGGGCUGUACGGGGCCACUACACUGGACCUAGAAUGACUGGACCUAGAGUGGGGGGAUGAGCUAAGUGUCUUCUGGCAGCUGCUUCUGAACUGUUCUGCCUUCUGACUGUAAUAAUAUUAAAAUUUUUUUUUUAAAUCACA
Messenger RNA from Otolemur garnettii (small-eared galago), 4037 nucleotides. RefSeq names its product SREBF chaperone (gene SCAP). Lineage: Eukaryota; Metazoa; Chordata; Mammalia; Primates; Galagidae. Gene Ontology annotation, biological process: SREBP signaling pathway. Gene Ontology annotation, molecular function: sterol binding; protein binding. The record is from RefSeq and is a predicted model, not a curated record. Gene Ontology annotation, cellular component: Golgi membrane; endoplasmic reticulum membrane. The transcript is spliced from 21 exons.